This is a messenger RNA of Akanthomyces muscarius, 2766 nucleotides long. RefSeq lists its product as uncharacterized. NCBI's taxonomy places the organism in Eukaryota, Fungi, Ascomycota, Sordariomycetes, Hypocreales, Cordycipitaceae. The record is from RefSeq and is a predicted model, not a curated record. Bases 1 to 2766 code for a protein of 921 amino acids. The transcript is spliced from 3 exons. Gene Ontology annotation, cellular component: mitochondrial inner membrane.
AUGAUACAAGCGACUUCUCCCAAACCAGUGGAUCAUCACAAUCUUGAGUCAGUCACUGGGGUCCUGGAUCAGGAGCGUACACAGGCGCCUAGCCAAGCCGAAAAUCAAGACGAGCCACGAGACGCAAUCAAAGCCGAGAGUAGCAAAUUGAAGACUAGCGACAAUGCCGAGAUGCCCGAUAUUGAAAAUUACGAGCCGACAGACGCGGAACUUGCAGAGAUACUAGCAUCGGCGCACACCACCUUCGGCGACGAUGGUUUGUCGACAGAAGAAGCAGCAGCUGCCGACAUGAACGCACAAUUCAGUACCGAAGCGCAUGGCGAAUACGAUACUUUGGCCUCUGAAGACGAUAUUCUUUUCGAAACUUCACCAAACGAAUCGCAUCCUAAGAGCCGGCCCUUCAACCACGAACUUCUUACACACCAGCAUCUCGGCGUCUCAGCACUCGGUCGGCCCGUGGAAGCUCUGAUCCUCAAGGACCCAAAUCGGAUGCAGCGCUCGAAAAAGCAGAUCCCGACCUUUGAACCGGAGACGGCAGAUGCGGAACCUUCCGUCGAGUUGAAGUGGACCGACUACGUUGCAAAGCCGGACGACGAGCAAGACCCAGUGCUCGAGGCAUGGGACAAUAUUAACGAGAUGCGACCGGCCGAUACAAAUACGAUACCGGCACACGAAUACCACAGAUUGGUAGCGGCGCUCGUCGAAGGCUUUACGCAGGGGCAGCUCUCCAGCUACAUCACCAUGAAGCAUGCACAAGAGCUUGAGGCACAAGCGACUGAGGAGUCGCAAACAUACCCUUGGAUUCAAAAGCAGACCGCUUGGCAAGCCGCUUAUCAAAUUGAGCUGGAAAGCAAAAAGCCGAAAUACAUUUGCUCGGCCACCAUUAUCGACAAGAUAUGGAAGCUCCAGGUCCGAGAACAGGUUGAAUCGCUUGGUCGUGCGCUGUUAUGGGUUCAUCCUACCACCUUUCGACUUCUCACAGGGCACGGGAGGCCUGUUCUUGAAGCGAUCCAGCGGGAACUGCUGAAUCCCGGGAAUAACGAGAGACUUGCUGCUAAGUCUGAAGAGUCUCGCAUCGGCAUAUACGCCUCCAAAGCAGCCAUUCCUCCCAUAAUAGCACGGCUGAAUGAAGUUGCGCAAGCUGUCGUCUCUGCUCAGCUCUCGACGAAUCAUAUAAAGAAGGAGAAUUUGUCCCCGCCUAUACUCGAUAACCUGGCAAGCAUAACGAAUACAAUUAUAGAAACGAGCAGCAGUGGAAAUGAUUUGCUUAUUUACUGGAUUGCGGACAGCGACCGUCCAAAGCCGUCUAGCGCGAGGGUAGUUUCCAGCACUAUGCCUGAAGGGCCGGCAGAUGUUGUCUGGCGCCUUCUAAUGGCGGCUCAAACUGUACAUGAAACCGAAGCCGAUCUUUCGUCAAAGAUGAUCACACGCACAGGAAGAGGGAAGAAACCCAAGGGUGCGGUUUACAUGGACUAUCACCGCGAGGAGCGCAGCAAGUCGUGGCGCGAUAAGCUCAGAUCUUGGACGCGCUAUAUCGACGCUGUUGCCAAGCCUGACGACAAGAAACUGCAGCCACUCCAGCUCGCAAGCCGAGUUGAGGUCGUCCAGAUGCCGCCAGCGUCCACCCCAGACGGUGCUAGAGUAUCCGAAUUGACGACCGCCACGUUUGGCCACGUUUUACAUCCCGCAGACACUACCAAAGGAUCCAGCAAGAACAACACCGACAAGAGCCGCCGUAUUCUUUCGCCUGUGAUCCCACACCCAGCCGCUCUAACCACCCUCUCCGCCAGCAACGAACCGGUCACGCAAUCGACCGCCAUUGUCCUCAACUUCUCCCCCGACAUCACCCAACAGGACGGCACCGACGCCGACGGCAAGCUGCACCCUCGCGUGCGGCUCACCCUCCCCGUCGACGAGACCACUGACCUGUCCAGCUUUGAUUUUCCACCCCAUUCUACCCUCCACGCUGUAACGACCCAGCGCAUCCAGGACCUCCUCCUGCCCACCGAGAGCGUCGACGUGCGGCUGACGCAGCAGCAGCUCGUCUCCAUCGCCACGGAUCAGCCCGCGCUGAAGCAGUUUCUCUCCGCGUCUGAGUUCAACCUCCUCGAGGGUCGUCUCCGCACGCCCAGCCGCAUCGCCUUUGCCCUGACCGGCGGCGAUGGUGCGGACACUGCCGAAGUGCCGUAUCUGUUUAUGGGGCUCGAAGUGCAUCAGGCCGUCGAGACGAGCCUCGCCGGCCACACUAUUCGCUACGAGAGCAUCGAGGCUGGCCAGCACGGCGGCCAGCGCCAGCAGCUGUCCCUGCACCGCGCCAGCAGUGCGCCUGGAGGCAAGGACGACGGAUUCCUGCAGCUCGUGGAGGACGUCGCCGCCGGGAAUGUGUUUUCGUGGAAUGACGGCGCCGCGCUCAUGCAGCAGCGCUCGAGCGAAACGUUUACAAUGGACAUGCUCGAGGACGGGGAGGUGGAAGAGGAGCAGCAUACCCUGGAAGAGGACGAGCUCCUGCCGCUGGAAGAGUACGCCGGUGAUGUGCCGCCGAGAGAGGAGGGCGUAAAUGCUGGAGAGGCGCAGGAGCAGGGCGAUGUUGCACGAGAUGAUGCAGUCAAGGCCGAAGAGCAGGGAGCUGGCCCAUCGUGCAACGAGCCGGCGGCGGUGACAGAGGAGAUGUCGGGUAUGCAGGAGAGUUCUCUGCUCGAAGAGUUGACAGUGGAUGACUCUGAUUCGACGGCGGCUCACUGUGAGGCAGAGGAGCCCAGCAAGUAG